AGAAGUUCAACCCAUAUAUAUCCAUCUUUAUAUUCAUGUAACUGUGGGCCCAUGGACCCACUUUGUUACCAGCGGCGCCAUUAGUCUUCAACCUCACCCACCACUUUCUCUUUCUCUUACCAUUUCCCUUUUUCCAAUAAAAUAUUAUAUAAUAAAUAUUGUACAUUCCAAUUUUAUAAACCAAAUCCAAACACCUCUUCACACUCUUUGCCUCAUCUCACCAGAACACUAGUUUCUCUCCUCUCUAUCCUUCUCAAACUCUCUUCCUCCUCUAUUUUAUUAUUUUCUUUGUCUAUUUUAUUUCAACUACUGCAAUAUAUUAUCCAUUUAAAUCCAAACUCUUGGGAUCAGUAAACAUAAAAAAUUCAUUUUCAUUUGUUUAACAAACAAUGAAAGGAGAAUACGUAGAUCAACAUUCUAAGCUUCACCAGUCACAGUUACAGUUACAGUCACAAACACAAAACAAUCCAUUUCUUCCUUUCCAGCUCUCUCAUCAUGAAUGUCAAACAGUCGGUGAAGACGAUAAUCGUUCUGGCGGUGGCGCAGCCGCUCAGAAACCGAACUCUUCUGGCGAUGGAGCUACCAUUGAGGUUGUCAGGCGGCCUAGGGGACGUCCGCCUGGAUCCAAAAACAGGCCUAAACCGCCUGUUAUUAUAACACGCGAUCCUGAACCUGCUAUGAGUCCUUUUAUUCUGGAAGUUUCUGCAGGAAACGACGUCGUUCAAGCGGUUGCUGAGUUUAGUCAUCGUAGGAAUAUCGGCUUAUGCGUUUUAACCGGUUCAGGAGCUGUUGCUAAUGUUACUCUUCGUCAACCGUCAACUACGCCGGGAACCACCGUUACUUUUCACGGCCGUUUUGAUAUUCUAUCCUUAACCGCUACUUUUCUUCCUCAAUCAUCCGGUGGUUCUCCAACGGUUCCUAACGGCUUCUCCAUCUCGCUCGCCGGUCCGCAGGGUCAGAUCGUCGGAGGAAUUGUUGCUGGAAACUUGAUAGCUGCGGGAACCGUGUUUGUGAUUGCUGCUUCGUUUAAUAAUCCAUCUUAUCAUAGGUUGCCUCCGGAAGAAGAAGGCGGAAACUCGGUGUCAGGCGGCGAUGGAAUUUCUCCACCUGUUUCCGGUGCGGUGGAUAGCGGUCAAGGUCAAGGCGGCGAGUCGUGCGGGAUGUCUAUGUACAGCUGUCACUUGCCACCGUCAGAUGUGAUUUGGACUCCAUCGGCAAGACCACCACCUUACUGAUAAUGAAUCACAUUUUCAUUUUCUUGCUUAAAAAAACUUGUUGCGAAAUCAUGCUACUCUAUUUCUAUAUUCUGGUUGUUUUAUUUUAAUUAUUAAUGUUAUUUCUGUUUAAUUAUUACUAUUAGGUUUAAGAUACUAGUUUAGAGUAGUUUAUGUAGCUUAGCUAGGUUGGUUCAUUUUCAAUGAUAUCAUCAUUUAAAUUCA
Molecule: messenger RNA, 1439 nt
Organism: Lathyrus oleraceus (garden pea)
Lineage: Eukaryota; Viridiplantae; Streptophyta; Magnoliopsida; Fabales; Fabaceae
Product: AT-hook motif nuclear-localized protein 17
Exons: 1
Coding region: 390-1235 (281 amino acids)
Cellular component (GO): nucleus
Molecular function (GO): minor groove of adenine-thymine-rich DNA binding; DNA-binding transcription factor activity
Source: RefSeq, a predicted model, not a curated record